Peniophora sp. CBMAI 1063 is the source of this 2739-nucleotide messenger RNA. NCBI's taxonomy places the organism in Eukaryota, Fungi, Basidiomycota, Agaricomycetes, Russulales, Peniophoraceae. The record is from the annotation of a GenBank genome assembly.
AUGUCUACCGCCACAGAGAACCAGGAUGAGCAGCAGUUCACCGACCUGAGCGACCCGCUCGCGUUCCUCUCUGCGCUGCAGCAGAGCACCGCGCCGUCGCCGCCUGGCUCAUCCUCCCACGAGUCAAGCUCGGCUUCUGCGGAUAGUCCUCCAGACUGGUCGCAAUUCAGUACACUAUGGGACUCUACUUUUAAGGACCCCGACCUCGAUGCCCAAGUCCAGCCAUCAGCGCCGGCACCGGGAACUGUCAAGCCUGCGAGCGUGGACAUGUUUAACUUUAUGCCGAUGGAUCUCGACGCCUUCGACUUUAGCGCGCCGUCUGUCGACCCGUCCGCGCUCCAUUUCGGCCUCGGAGUGGCGAACCAGGACUUCUUCGAUCCAUCCGCGUUUAGCCAGCAGCCUCGCAGACUCAGUGUCACCUCGAGCUCGAGUUCAUCUGGUGCCUCACUCUCGCCUUCGCUCGACUUCUCCUCGAGCCCAGCCUCGAAUACAAGCAUGACCAUGCAACCGCCGGCGCCUGCUGCAGAAGCUUCCAUACCCAUUAAUGAUCCCAUUGCGCUUCUCGCGCAUCAGGCGCGGCAGUCAGCCGGUGUCACCCUUGCGGUGCCUACAAAUUCGAUGGCCCAAGCUGGCAAGCUUCCCAUCCCGCGCCUGCGCCCUGGAACUUCACCGACGUCCUCGGCUCCCAGCUCAUCGUUUCCCUCGCCUUCGCCGCAAGCAACACCAGCACCAACCGCUGCGGCUCCUGACCUGCCGCCGCUUGCACCUGGCGCUCGGACAAAGACCUCGCAUACUACUAUUGAGCGUCGCUACCGCACAAAUCUCAAUACGCGCAUCCAGGGUCUCAAGGAUGCCGUACCUGCGCUCCGCGUUCUCGAGCGCCGCAAGGCUUCCGAGAAGGCGGGUCUGCCAUUCACGGAGGAACCUGCGGACUUGCUCGACGCCCGCGGCUACGCCGACGGUGUCAAGGUAGCGCGCAAAGUCUCGAAGGCCAAUGUACUUGGCAAAGCCGCCGAAUACAUCCGCGUGCUCAAGCGCCGCGAGGCGCGCCUCGAGCGGGAGAAGGAUGGUCUGCGUGAGCUCAUCCAGGGCCUCGUCGGUGGCCAGGCUCUCUUGCGCGAAUUCGAGGCGGGCUGGGCAGCGAAGUACGGUGGAAAGGAGAGGGAUGAGCUCGAAUACGAGGGUGUGGACGACGAUGAUGAUGACGACGACGAAGACGACGAGGACGAUGGCGGCCGCGCGAGGAAGCGUCCCCGCGUCGAGAAGAAGCCCGUAGCGCCGGCGAAGCCCGCUGAGCAGCCGGAGAAACGCAAGCGGGGUCGUCCGCGCAAGGAGCAGCCUGCACCCGUCGUUGCUCCCGUCCCGCCCCCUGUCACGGCUGCUGCUCAGCCCGCGCCGGGCGCGCAGUACCUGCUCGCGGCGUUUGCAUUCUUCUCGUUCUUCAACAUGCCCGGUCGCACCCCUACACAUACGCAUUAUGGACAUAGUGGAACUGUUUUGACGUCCGCACCCGGACCUUCUCAUCCCGCCGCCCAGGCCGUGUUUGGGGUAGAGUGGCACGACCUCAUUGGCGCUUUCCAUCUGCUCGUCAGUGCACUGGUCUUCGCUAGUAUCGUUAUGCCAUGGCUGCCUGCCAUCAUGAAGGCUUUGCGUCUACCGUCGGACAUCGGCUCCACACUGCGCCGUCCUUCGUUCACGCGCAAGCCAUCCGAGCCAUCGACCACUUCGUCCCAACAGGACCCCUUGCCUCGCCUCGCGCUCGUCAACGCCUUGUCGCCCGCUGCUCGUGGCGCGCCCGACGAGGCGGCGCAAUUGCGCGCAGCCCUCCGUAUUUGGCCCGGCCUCACUGGCGUGCUUGUUCGCGUCGUCGGCAAGAUCAGCCGUGGGCGCCGCGCAGACCGCGGCUUUGAGCGCCUGCAGCUCGAGCAGCGUGCGUGGAUGCGUCUUGGCGAGGUCAUCGCGCUCGACGGGACCGCCAGCUUCGGCAACCGCGUUCAGGCAUAUCUCGGUGCUAUGAGCCAUAUGCCGGCUUUCAGUCCGCAGCCUAGCGACCUCGCGACGCUUGCGCUGCUGGCGCUCCCGUUGUCUCCUGCUCGUGCUGAGGGUCUCUGGCAGAAGGCCGCCGCCGCACGUGAAAUGCGACCUGCUGAGCGUCGCGCUCUGGAACGCCUAGACGUCCGUACUGCCGCGGCAGCGUUGAAGUCUUCGCGCGCGGCGACUCUCGCGAAGCAGGGUGCCUCACCGCUGCAAGCACUUGGUGUCCUUGCCGCUCGGGACGACAUCCGCGCCGCUGCUGCGAAGCUCUUCGUGCGCGCAGUGUCACCCGCAUCAGCUGGAAUAUCCGCAGAUGCUGAGAAGGACGUGCGCGAGACGGUUUUGUCCGCUCGUGCACUGGGAGGCAACACCGCCCGCCUCGCCAUCCUGCUCGACGCUCUCGCGCAUGGCACCACAGUUCCCGCUGACGCGGCCGAUGCGCUCGGCGACGGCGCGGAGGCAGCCGUUCUCGCUGCCCUCGUACGCGUUCGUGCGCUCUUCCCCUCGACAAUCGCAGAUGGGAAGGUGCAGGUCGUGCUUAGCCCCGCGGCGGGCGAGAGCGCGGGCAAGAUGCGUGCGUUGCUCCGUAGGACUUUGGGCCAUGAGGCGUUCGAGGAGCCAGGGCUUGAAGAGGCUCGGGAUCGUGUUGUUGAUAUGAUCUGCGAGGGCGAGGCUAGCGAGAGGAGGAAGACGAGGAGGACGUAG